UGAUUUCAUUGGUAAUUACUGAAUCGUGAAUAUUAUUCUUAUAAACGCUAUAAAAAGCGCUCUAUGGAGUCAAUUCCUUUACUAGGUGUUGGUCAUUUAAGAAGCAAUUUGUAUAUCUUGUGACAGAACUACCAAUAGCGUGAAGAUUUGAAGUCUACACAUUAGUAUUAAGAGGAUGAAGAAGCUAAUAUUAGUGUGUGUUUUACUCACACAUUUGGUGUUAGCGUUUUCCUACAAAUCAGAUGAUAAGAAAGUGUUGAGAGAAUUGGCGCAUGAUAUAGCUGGAGAGGAUCACGAAAAUUCUGAAAGUUACCAAGAGGAAAAAGAUCUUCCUGAGGAAAAUUCCGAUGAGAUAGAUGAUGCUUUUGAUGAUGUUAUCGAACAGGAUGAACAGAAGGGGAAGUUGAAAAACGAACCGUUGCCUUUCGGAAGGCGACGAAGACGUUGGAUUCGCAGACGACGUUCUUUCCGUAGAAGACGUUCGUUUCUUAGAAGACGUUCGUUUCUCAGAAGACGUUCGUUUCUCAGAAGGCGUUCGUUUCUUAGAAGACGUUCUUUUCUCAGAAGACGUUCGUUUCUCAGAAGACGUUCGUUUCUCAGAAGACGUUCGUUCCUCAGAAGGCGUUCGUUUCUCAGGAGACGAUUACUUCGCAGAAGAGGAAGCUGGUUGACAAGAAGGAGACGUUGCUCCCAUGCUUUAACAAGACGAAGAACGGCUAAUUGCUACACGAAAAGUAACGGAUGUGGUGGAAAGGGAUCUAAUGUGCCAAUUCCUUACAAGAGUACAUUUAGAGAGUCAUGUAAUAAACAUGAUAUUUGUUACUACUGCGGACAAACGCAAGGCUGGAGCAGACGUUCUUGCGACAGUAGGAUGUACAGCGACUUUAAAAAAGUAUGUAGCUGUAAAUAUAAAGGCUUUAAAGCGUUUGGAAAAAUACCUUGCAACACGGCAGCAUGGGGUAUGUACAGAGCUGUUAGAGCAUUUGGAAACAAAUACUAUCAAAAGCAAAGUCCAGCUUGGUGUAGAAAUCCAUGCGUUGUUGGAAGAGGAAGUCCAAAUCUUCCAUUGAAAUAACUUUUGUGUGUUGCAUUUUUGAUGUGGAAUAGUUUGUAGAAAGUUAAUAUGUUUGCAUUUUAUAACUUCUCAAAACGCACCAUUUUAUUUAACUUUUAUAACUUGAGGAUGAAGUUUCAGACUGGAAUAGAGGCAAUAUAUGUCUUGGCUAUUUAUUUUUCACUACACAUUUUAUUCAAGGCUUCAACAUGAUCUAAUGUGACCUUUAGUCCAUUUAGAGGAUUACAUAAUUUGCACGGCUAAUGUUUACAUUUUGCACGUGUUUUUUAAAGAAUUUCAAAUUCUGAUAAGUGAAGUUAAAAUUCUUUUUUCUGAUUGUUAACAGUAGACCUAUUGAUCUAAACUUCAAAUUCUUUUAAAGCUCAUUAUCAUUAAAUAAACAAAGUAAUGAGGCUAUUCAUCAAAUAGUUGAAGGAAUUUCGACCUUUAUUUACAACAUACCCCAAUCAAAGUCAUCGGAGCAAUUGUGAUCUUCGUUAUUAAGGUCAGAGUAAUCAAGACCUUCGAAGGAAGUCAUUGACUGAUAACUCUUUAAUUAUACAGCUAGAGCAAUACAAGUUAAAGCAAAUAUUGUUUUUCUGUUGUGCGGACGGUGUCAAACAUUAGUGAUUUUACGUAAACACAAUGACUUAAUACCACCAAGUUUCAAGACAAUUCUGAAUGGCGAAAUUGAAAAUAUAAUUCCUGAUAAUAGGCUAACAAUCGCGAUACAAAGCUCUCUCUUGCACGCAUACUUUGAUUAUCUAGUUUAAUUCACGAGAAAAAGUUACUAUCUUAUCGUCCUGAUAAUUUUAGCUUGAAGAUAAACAUAUUUACUGGUUUGCGUUAUUUUAAUGUUUUUUGUAAGUCAGUGAAGCAGUUGAGUUAACAGCAUGGUUA
Messenger RNA from Hydractinia symbiolongicarpus, 1954 nucleotides. RefSeq lists its product as uncharacterized. Lineage: Eukaryota; Metazoa; Cnidaria; Hydrozoa; Anthoathecata; Hydractiniidae. Gene Ontology annotation, molecular function: A2-type glycerophospholipase activity. The record is from RefSeq and is a predicted model, not a curated record. The transcript has 4 exons. Gene Ontology annotation, biological process: arachidonate secretion; phospholipid metabolic process. The coding region runs from base 176 to 1075 and encodes 299 amino acids.